AUGACAAUAAAAGAAAAGUUGUCAAAUUUGGUUCGCCUCCCAAAACAAACCAAAGAAGGUUACAACGUUCUUCUCUACUCAGUUCGAGAUACAGAUUACACAAAACUAGUUUUCAGCGACGCCGUGAAAGCUUUUUGCAUGUACAACGAUUGCGUUUUAUCCGAAGACGGAUUAUCGGAAGGUUACGUCGUCAUUUUCGAUAUGAAAGGGGUCGCUUUAGGACAUUUAGCAAGAGUUAGCCUCCCAGCGUUAAAAGCUUUCAUGGUUUACAUCCAAGAAGCUCAUCCAGCCCGAUUAAAAUUAAUCCACGUUUUAAACACUCCAAACUUCAUAAAUCACGUGAUGCGGAUUGUUUUACCUUUGGUAAAAUCGGAAUUAUUAUCAAUGGUAAAAUUUCAUAAAGGAAGAGUCCCAGAUGGAUUUCCAGUCGAGUUGAUGCCCUUAGAAUAUGGAGGUGCAGCCCCUAGCAUAGAAGUAUUAGACGCAACCACGAAGAGUAUGACACACAAAUAUAUAGAUUGGUUAAAAGACACAGAAAAGUUCCGUGUUGAUGAAUCAAAAAGGCCGAAAAAACCGUCAUGGUGGUCUAUUUUUGGUUCGACCACUACUACUCAGCAAAGUCAAAAUGAAUUAACGAUCGAGCAACAAAAGGAAAACUUUUUUAAGAAUCUGCAAAUCGAUUAGAAUAAUUUAGCGGAAGAAAGAGGAUAAAUAAUAAUUAUAUCUCGGUGAGAUAAUGAUUUUCUCGAUUAGAGUAGUAUUAUUUUUUGUAUAUUUUUGUUGUAUAAAGAGGUUUUCGUUUAGAUAAUAAAGAAUGUAUUUGAAGAAGAAGAAUUAAUAAAAGAAAAAUGAACCUAAAGAGCUGAAAGAAGAACUCCUUUUAAG
Onthophagus taurus is the source of this 885-nucleotide messenger RNA. Lineage: Eukaryota; Metazoa; Arthropoda; Insecta; Coleoptera; Scarabaeidae. The record is from RefSeq and is a predicted model, not a curated record.